AGGGCGCACGUCCAGAGCCUUUAUCUCCGGGCAUUCUUCCCCGCUAAUCUCCUUUAUUUCCUCAUUCGUCAGAAGGCUAAUAAAAGUGAGCUCCUGCCGACAGAUCCAUGUAUGUACUGUACCCGAACUGCGUACGGCGGCAACCACCCAGGCAAGAGGUCGGCAGCCGGAGGUCGAAGCCUGUACCCCUUCAUGAUGAAUGAAUGGACUGACGGUGACUGUCCGGAUGCCAAGUGAUGAUAGCCAUGGCGAAACACGGGCUCUUAACCACUAACCCCCUCCCCCCCCUGGAGUUACCGGGAAUCAGAGCGUUUUAGAACAUGUCCAAAAGAGAGGGAGAGCAGUGUGGAAGAAGACGCUCCGGUCCAGCUCUAAAGCCCCCCUUGCCUGCCUCCUCUCCUCUUUCUGCCAGACCCAAAAGAAAGCCCAACACAUGGGGCCUCGCCCGCCUCGCCUCUCCCUGUCUGUCAUCAUCAAGGCCACCGCGGCGUGUGCGGAUCCGCCAAUCAGACGCGCGCCCGCGCCUUUACGCGGCACAAAAGUUGCACCGAACCAAAGCAACCGCAUCGCAUCUCAUCCCAUCCGCGCGCACGCAGACUCUGUUUUGGUUGGAUUCACCCCUCUGCUCCUCUCCGUACCGCGCGAGUCCAGCGAGUCCGUGGCCGCUAGCCCGGUGGUGGUGCCGUCGCUAUAAGGGCACCCAGCUAGCCACACGCACGGCUCCGUCAAGGCCUUGGCACGGUGCUCUGUACGUUCCGGGCUGAGCCAUGGGCCUCGCCGGCGGCAUUGUCCGGAGAGUCCUCUCCAAGAGCCCCUGCGGCUCCUCCUCGUCGGCCGGCGGCGGACGCGGAGGCCACAGCGAAAGGAGCCCGGGCGACCACAAGAGGAGAUGGGGCUCUCUGAAGCUGUACCUGUGUGGCGACGAGAAUGGAGCGGGUGCCGAGGACGGGGAGGACGACGACGACGGGACGGUCUCGGCCAGGAGCUUCGAGACCUGCGCGAUGACGCAGGACGCCCAAGCUCCGGGGGCAGCCGAUCAGCGUCGCGACAUGAACGGCCGCGCACGCGGCCACGCUGAACAAGUGCGCGUUCAGUGGAGCCCCGGCGAGCCGACGAAGCCGUUCACCGAGGACGAUGCGGCGAAGCUGAUCCAGUCCGCGUUCAGGAGGUUCAUGGCAAGGGGGCGCUUGCUGCAGGAGGAGCUGAGGAGAAGCUCCGGACAAGAGUGCUGCUACGGUGAAGCGCCCAAGAGCCCUGCCUCGGCGUCCACCAUCGCCGCGUCGGUGGAGGUCCAGGUAGGGGAGUCCCUGAGCAACCUCCGGCUGAGCGACGACGGCGCGUCGGUGUCGGCGCAGCACCGGGCGGGCCAGAGCCAGAAGCCGCGGCCCCAGGUCUUCAGAGCCAAGGAGGAGUGGGACGACAGCACGCUGAGCUCCAACGUGCUGAGGAUGAGGAUCCAGAGCAAGAUGGAGGCCACCACGCGGCGCGAGCGGGCCCUCGCCUACGCCUUCUCGCAGCAGCUGAGGAGCGGCGGCACGAAGAAGCGGUCGUCGCGGUCGGAGCAGGGGGAGUUCAACGUGGGGUGGAGCUGGCUGGAGCGGUGGAUGGCGACGCGGCAGGCCGAGCCCGGCGCCGACGACAGCGCGAGCAAGAACGCGACGGACGCCGGUUCGGCGGUGGCCGGGCGGCGGGUGGUGGUGGUGAGGAGGCGGCAGGACGUGGCCGUCGAGGAGAAGGAGAGCUGCGGCUCCAACGACGUGUCCGCCAUCAGCUUCGACGGCUCCAGCGCCGGCGCCCGGAGCGGCCUCAGCUGCUACAGGCCCGGCAAGAACCGGCUCAGGGGGCCCAGGAACCUGCCGCGCCGCAAGGUGGCGGCCGCGUCGUCGGACCACCGGCUCCAACCAAGAUCCCACAAGGUGAGCAAGAAGGCGCGGCAGAGGGAGGAGAAGCAGCUGCAGAAGGAUCAUCAAGUAGAGACCGAGUGUGUGGCCUACGAUCCCCGCCAGCCUCCGACGGAUUACUGAAACCGAGACGAUGGAAUGAUGUACAUAGGUUUCUUCAGAUCCUGAUUGCUGUGUUCGCUUUGUAUCGCCAUGAUUUCUCUCUUACUUUUCAGUUGCUUGGUGCUGAAGUGUUAGAUGAUUCGAGCUGAUCUAAGUGCGUUGAUCUGCAAGACUGACAAGUCGGUCGUGUAAAAGUUGGUCACUAAAUAAAGUACGCACGCAGGUGAUGGAACA
Messenger RNA from Triticum urartu, 2237 nucleotides. RefSeq names its product IQ-domain 33 (gene IQD33). Lineage: Eukaryota; Viridiplantae; Streptophyta; Magnoliopsida; Poales; Poaceae. The record is from RefSeq and is a predicted model, not a curated record.